This is a messenger RNA of Funneliformis caledonium, 170 nucleotides long. The record is from the annotation of a GenBank genome assembly. NCBI's taxonomy places the organism in Eukaryota, Fungi, Glomeromycota, Glomeromycetes, Glomerales, Glomeraceae.
AUAUACCAUCUGAAAAUAUGAUUAACCUAUUCUUUGAUGAUUCAUUCGCUAACCUAACAAAUAUUCAAUCACCCCAAAAUAUCGAUAUCCCAACCAUCAACACAAACACCUCAAACUUGAAUCUUUCUACAAAUCAAACAUCAUUCACAUUACCAGACAAUAAUCCAUGA